AUGGCGUCGGCGCAGGCGGAAGCCAAGGCUGGCAUGGCGCCCGAGCAGGGACCAGUGAUUCAGAGGCAGCGCAAAGGCUCGGGAUCGGGCGCUGGCUCUCCGAAGAGCAAUAGGAGUUCACCCACUCAGCAGGAGGAGAAGCGCACGAAAAGCGAGGAUCGCACUUCGCCCACUGGCGCGGGUAAGGACGAGGAUAAGGAUGCCCAAGGGGCAGGAGGCGGAGGAGGAUCAUCGCCGGUGAGCUCACCGCAGGGCAGAAGCUCUUCGGUGGCAUCGCCCAGCUCGACUUCCCAGCAGUUCUGCCUGCGCUGGAAUAACUACCAGACCAACCUAACCACCAUCUUCGAUCAGCUGCUCCAGAACGAGUGCUUCGUGGACGUGACCUUGGCCUGCGACGGUCGCUCCAUGAAGGCCCACAAGAUGGUCUUGUCCGCCUGCUCGCCCUAUUUCCAAACCCUCCUGGCGGAGACGCCCUGCCAGCAUCCCAUAGUGAUCAUGAGGGAUGUGAACUGGUCGGACCUCAAGGCCAUCGUGGAGUUCAUGUACCGUGGCGAGAUCAACGUGAGCCAGGAUCAGAUAGGUCCCUUGCUCCGGAUAGCCGAGAUGUUGAAAGUGCGCGGCCUGGCGGAUGUGACCCACAUGGAAGCGGCCACGGCAGCAGCGGCGGCGGCUUCCUCAGAAAGAAUGCCCUCCCCCAAAGAGGGUGCUUCCACUUCCAGAACUGAGAAUGAGAGGGAGACCGAGGAACUCCUGGCUUUCAUGCAGCCCGAGAAGAAGCUGCGCACCGAUUGGGAUCCCGCUGAACUGAGACUCUCCCCUCUGGAGCGCCAGCAGGGCAGAAAUGUGAGGAAGCGGAGAUGGCCCUCGGCGGAUACGAUCUUCAAUCCUCCCGCACCUCCCAGUCCGCUGAGCAGUUUGAUAGCCGCCGAACGGAUGGAGCUGGAGCAGAAGGAGAGGGAGAGACAGCGGGAUUGCUCGCUCAUGACUCCACCACCCAAACCACCACUGAGCAGUGGCUCGGGAGUGGCAGCUGCGAGGCGUUUGGAAACCGCCAUCCACGCCAUGGACAUGCCCUCGCCUGCUGCCACGCCAGGACCUCUCUCCCGAUCCUCGCGGCCUCACUCGCAGAGUCCUCAGCAGCAGCAGGCUCAGCUCCCCCUGCCGUUGCCCCUGCAUCCGCACCACCAUGCACCACCUGCCCCACAUCCUUCCCAGGCCUCUGGAUCCGCCCACCAUCCGCCGUCACCCGCUGGAGAUUCCCGCUUUCCCUUGGGACCCGCUGCCGCCAUGGCCGCUGCCAUGGAACUAAGUGGUUUGGGUCCUGGUCCGCCCGCUGAGCCACGCCUACCGCCACCACCACCUCACCAUCAUGGCGGAGGAGUGGGCGGUGGCGGCGUAGGUGGCGGAGCAGGAGGAGGAGUGGGCUCAGGCGGAGGAUCGUCGCUGGCAGAUGACAUGGAGAUCAAGCCCGGCAUCGCCGAGAUGAUCCGAGAGGAAGAAAGGGCCAAAAUGAUGGAGAACUCGCACGCCUGGAUGGGCGCCACCGGUUCCACGCUGGCAGCAGACAGCUACCAGUACCAGCUGCAGUCAAUGUGGCAGAAGUGCUGGAACACCAACCAGAAUCUGAUGCACCACAUGCGCUUCCGUGAGCGAGGUCCUCUCAAGUCCUGGCGUCCCGAGACCAUGGCGGAGGCCAUUUUCAGUGUGCUGAAGGAGGGUCUAUCCCUGUCACAGGCCGCCCGCAAAUAUGACAUCCCGUAUCCCACGUUCGUCCUCUACGCAAACAGGGUGCACAAUAUGCUGGGACCCUCCAUUGACGGCGGGCCGGACUUGAGGCCCAAGGGCCGUGGCAGACCGCAGAGGAUCCUCCUGGGCAUCUGGCCCGACGAGCACAUCAAGGGCGUCAUCAAGACUGUGGUCUUUCGCGACACUAAGGACAUCAAGGACGAUAGCUUAGCUGCUCACAUGCCGCCCUACGGUCGACAUUCGCCCGCGUUUCCCUUGCAGGACCUCCCUCUGAGUUACCCCGGCGCAAGUGGCGCCCUGGCAGGAACACCCAGCUCCAUGGCCUGCCCGAAUGGCAGCGGCCCUCAGUCCGGGGUGGGCGUGCCCGGUGACCAGCACAUGUCGCAGGAAACUGCCGCUGCGGUGGCCGCCGUGGCCCACAACAUCCGGCAGCAGAUGCAAAUGGCAGCGGCCGUGCAGCAUCAGCACGGGGAGGCGGGGCCGCCGCCCGUUCCGCCUGGUUUGUUUAAUCUGCCGCCUCAUCCGGGAGUGGGAGGCGGAGUGGGGGUGCCAGGAGCGGGCGGAGGUAGGGCCAGCAUAUCGCCAGCCUUGAGUAGCGGCUCCGGGCCAAGGCAUGCACCCUCGCCCUGCGGUCCCGCUGGCCUGUUGCCGAAUCUGCCGCCCAGCAUGGCCGUCGCACUGCACCACCAGCAGCAGCAGCAGGCUGCGCACCACCAGCAACAGCAGGCUGCUCAUCAUCACCUGCAACAGCUCCACCUGCAACAGCAACAGGCCCACUUGCACCACCAUCAGCAGCAGCAGCAGCAUCAUCAGGGGGGCCAUCAGGUCCCCCACAAGGCCGGUUUCGGUGCCAGCUCCAGUUCCUCAGCCUCCUCCGCGAUGGGCCAGCAUCCGCCCAAGGCCAAAGGCAGUCCGCUACGCAGCGAAACUCCUCGUCUGCACUCCCCGCUCGGCGAUCUUGGCCUGGACAUGGCCGGCUACAAGCGGGAGUUCUCGCCCAGCCGACUUUUCGCCGAGGAUCUGGCUGAACUGGUUGGCGCCAGUGUCUCAUCGUCCUCUUCCUCAGCUGCAGCGGCAGUUGCUCCGCCCGACAGAUCGGCCGGGGGACCUCCAACGGCCGCGGGCGCUGAUGUACCCAGUUCCUCGAGCAGUGGUGGCAUCAAAGUAGAACCCAUCACCACCACUAGCGAGUAAGAAGGGUUUGAAAUGAAGAAAAUGAAAAGGGAAAGUUAUGAAAUGAUAAAGAGUGAACUAAAUCCAGGAGCACCAACAGCUCUACUGGACUCAUGUGCACCUAUACCUUGGUUAACUGACUAAAUCGGAACUAAGUAAUCUUUUCAAAUAAAACUAUAAGGAAGGUUUACAGAUAUUUGAAGCUAAAACUGAAAGGAUACUUCGAAAUUGUAAUCAGCAUUCCCUGAUUUUGAAUACUUUCAAUAGAACAUAAUCAUCCUAUUAAAUAUAACAUCGAUCCUUUGAUUCCAUGAUAAAUAUAACCGAAAGUAUGUACAUAAACUAGAUGUAAAAGGUUUCUAUUGAUCUUCAGUUCGUAAACUUGAUAUCCAAACGAAUUUAAACAUAAGCUUUAAAUAUUUUGUUUCCUUAAUGCUAAAAAUGUAAAUCAAUAACCAUGUUAGCCAAGGUAUAAGGGCACAUCCGGCAGUCUUACUCUAGUUUCCUCCACGCGAUCUUCGCCACCUAGUUUCUAUGCCUAGCGUACUUAUUGAAUCAAAAUUGAAGUAUUAUUAUGUUAUAGUCCAUCAGUCUAACUAAAUAAAUAGCGAUCGAUCUCUUUAGUUGUAAGCAACGGCGGAGGAACAUUCCACAGAAACCAACCGAGCAGAUAUUUCAAUUUAAACCGAAUCCAACCCAGCAGCAUAAUAUUAAUUAAUGUGAAGAAUCAAAAGAGUUUAAGCGGAUUUAACUUGGUGAUUGUGUGCCCGACCUUUGUUUAGUCUUUAAUUUACAAGAAGCGAGAAUGAAAAAUGUACAAAAUUACAAAAAGAAAAAAGGAAAAAGGAAAACACAAAUGGAAUCAACUAAAUUUAAUGUUUAGGCUUAACGAUAACGAAAAAGAAAUUCACAAAAAAUGCCUUUCGGAAUUAAAUUCAGCGAUGAACACACCGCAAACAAAAUUUGUAAAAAGAAUGAAACAAAUAACGAAACAAGCGAACUUUUUUAAACGUAUUUUUACAAGCAAAAUUUUUAGACAAAAUUUAGAAGCGAAAUUUUUUAUAGCGACUCCUGCUGCGACCCGGUCGAGCUCGUGGCCCCUAAUUUGAGAUUAUUGGACUCCCAAGUAGAAGACCCCGAGAACUAACCCCCUUAGCCCCCACACUAGAUCCCCGUCUAAAGUGCCUUUUCUAGCCUUAAUUUGGACUCUGCUCCGCUUCUGUCCCGGCGAAGAGCUAGGCCAGGGAUUCGCAGCACGGUUCGUUGGUUUAUUUGACAAGUCUGGCGACAUUAUAAGGAUUGGAUAUCGAGACGACGAUAUCGAGACAUGAGUACGAGUAUAACUUUUGGUUUAACCCAUUUAGGCAUACACUUUCGGCAACGUUUCGUUUGGCAAGCACACAAUUUGAUGAUUAAUCGGACGAGAGUUAAUUACGAUAAUGGAUAAACACAACUAUUUUUGCAUACGCAAGAACAUCUACCAUAGCCAUAGCCCGUAUAUAAACACACACACGAUAUAUAAGCAUCUAUGUAAUCCCCGGUCCCCAAUAGACUUUGAUGUUCCAAACGUAUCGAAACUUAACGAAUUACUUUCGGAAUAGGAUGUAAUAUAAACAAUGGCAAGAGUUAGCGGUUAGAAAUCUCCUGGAUAUUGUGUAUCUUUGUACGAUCUGGAACAAGCGUCCAAGUCCAAGUCCAAAACUCAACAUUUUCUAUAAACUUUAGUGCAAACUUUAUGUUCAAAUUAACUUUAAAUGUCGAAAUGAAUGUUCUAAUUAAUCCAAAAAACAAAAAUCUAAAAGCGAAAAACGAAAAACGGAAAUGGAAAACCGAAACGAACAAAAGUAUUUUAU
Drosophila eugracilis is the source of this 4772-nucleotide messenger RNA. It is a transcript of the gene bab1, whose product is annotated as protein bric-a-brac 1. The transcript is spliced from 4 exons. Gene Ontology annotation, cellular component: nucleus. The record is from RefSeq and is a predicted model, not a curated record. Gene Ontology annotation, biological process: regulation of transcription by RNA polymerase II. Gene Ontology annotation, molecular function: protein binding; DNA binding. Lineage: Eukaryota; Metazoa; Arthropoda; Insecta; Diptera; Drosophilidae. The coding region runs from base 1 to 2940 and encodes 979 amino acids.